This is a messenger RNA of Ogataea philodendri, 1173 nucleotides long. RefSeq lists its product as uncharacterized. Bases 1 to 1173 code for a protein of 390 amino acids. Lineage: Eukaryota; Fungi; Ascomycota; Pichiomycetes; Pichiales; Pichiaceae. The record is from RefSeq and is a predicted model, not a curated record. The transcript is spliced from 2 exons.
AUGCUUACACCAAGAGUACAGCUGCAAUCUCGAGACCUCUGCGGUGGCAGCGUCUUCCAUGAGGUUGUUGAUUGGGACACAUCCCAGACCUCUGAGCCAGCUCUCCAUAUAGUUGAGACCAAUGUAAAUAUUUGCACUGACACCCUUCAUGGUGAUCUGACCGCCAGGGAUCUUUGUGUCCACCAAGUCAGCUUCAGAGACCUCGUAGUCCUUUUGCACGUGGAGCUGGUUAGGAGUAGGCAUGUGUUCCUCAAAGACCGGCAGAGCAGUAGACAACAAGCCAGGGUGAGCGAUCCAGGUACCGUCGUGGCCAGCAAGAACCUCUCUGAGUUUGUCUUGCUUGACGGCUUCCAUAGCCACUGCGUUUCUUUCUGGGUCGUUCUUGAUAGGAAUGGUUGCAGCCAUUCCUCCCAUUGCGUGGACACCUCUCUUGUGGCAGAUCUUGAUGAGCUGCUUGACGUAGUUGGUCAUGAACGAUACCUUCAUGGUGACCUGGUGUCUGUCUGGCAAGACGUGGUCCUUCUGGUUUCUGAGUCUCUUGAUGGUCUCGAUAAGAACGGUGGCCUUGAUGGUUCCUCUUGGGAUCUCAAGACAGUCCUGUGCAACGCCGAAGAUGUCGUUCCACAGUUGGGCCUCUUUGUAGUGUUCCAUCUUUGGCAGGUAGAAGAACGGAGCCAGUCCUUGGGAAAGCAGGUACUUGGCGUUAUGGAAGAAAAAGAGACCGAAAUCCAUGAUGGAGGCAGAGAUUGGCUCGCCGUCAACGAGGAUGUGCUUGUCGACCAUGUGCCAUCCUCUUGGUCUGACGAUCAAGACAGGCAGUCUUCUUCCUUCCUUGUUGAUCUUGUAACGCUUACCGGUGGACUCAUUGGUGAAGUCGAUCUUGUCUCUGAUAGCGUCGUACAAGUUGACCUGGCCGUAGAUCAUAUUGCUCCAUGUUGGAGAGCACGAGUCCUCGAAGUCGGUCAUGUAGGUGAACACGUCUGUGUUGAAAGCAUUCACAAUCAUCUUUGCGUCUGGAGGACCGGUGAUCUCGAUCUUACGGCAUUGCAAUUUAGGAUGAGAAGGCAGACACUUCCAGUUAGGAUCGUCUCUGAUGUAUUUCGUCUCUUCCAAGAAAUGGAGCUUUUCGCCAGCGUCCAGUUCCUUCUGAACUUGCUGUCUGUUCUCGAGUAA